UCCAACCUGCAGAUUCAUUGAGAGCAGCAUCCAAAAUGGUUUUUCUCGCAGUUCUUGUGGGCUCCCUGCUGAUGUUAACAGCUGAGGCCAAAGUUGGAAAUGCCUCUGAUGCGGAGUUCUGUUUUGAGACAGAACAAUGCCUUCUGUUUGAUGUGAUUUGUGAGACUGAUGACUAUGAGGUGCGCCACUACGAUUCAGUAAAAUGGGUUUCAACUAAUGAGAGAUCUUUUAUGAUGGAAAUGGCAGCAAUGAGAGCCUUCAGACGGCUCUACGGCUACAUCACUGGUGAUAAUGAGCACGGGAAGAAAAUUGACAUGACCACUCCUGUUGUUGUGAAAAUGGUUGACAAGAAGUUCUGGCAAAGGGGCACAUACACGAUGAGUUUCUUGCUCCCGGCUGAACAUCAGAAGAAUCCUCCUAAACCCACCAAUUCAGAGGUGUUCAUCCAUGAAACUCCAGAUGUGAACGUGUAUGUGAGGAGUUAUGGAGGCUGGAUGACAGCCUUGGAAGACGACAGACAGACUAGAAACCUGUAUGGAGCUCUCGACGAAGUCGGUGCCAAAUAUCAGAAAGGCUAUCACUUCGCUGUCGGAUACAACAGUCCCAUGACAAUGUUUAACCGUCACAAUGAGGUGUGGGUUGUUGUUGAGGGUGACCCGGUGUGUCCUGCCUUCGAGGAACCCUGAUGAUGAAGCUCUCCUGCCCAGUCAGCUUUAGUUCACC
Messenger RNA from Salarias fasciatus (jewelled blenny), 723 nucleotides. RefSeq names its product heme-binding protein 2-like. Gene Ontology annotation, molecular function: heme binding. The transcript has 7 exons. NCBI's taxonomy places the organism in Eukaryota, Metazoa, Chordata, Actinopteri, Blenniiformes, Blenniidae. The record is from RefSeq and is a predicted model, not a curated record. Bases 36 to 686 code for a protein of 216 amino acids.